AUGUCUGUCCUUCACAUUGCUGCAAAGAAAGGAUAUGUUGAUGUUGUUAGUGUACUGAUCAAUAGUUGCCCAGAAGUUUGUGAGUUGUUGGAUAACAACAGUCGGAUGGCUCUUCAUAUUGCUGUGGAAAAUAGACAGGAAGUAGUGGUGAAUUCUUUGCUGAAGUCCUUGAUAUUUCAGGAUCUUAUAAAUGAGCAAGAUAAAAAAGGAAAUACAGCUUUGCGUCUAGCCGCUAUUCAAGGACAUUUCAUAAUUUUGAAAAUGUUGACGGAUGACUCAAAAAUCAAUAAAGGGGCUACAAACAAUGACAAAAAGACAUUUGUCGACAUAAUCCUAUCAAACAAACAGCUAAAGGAUAUUGAAAUUGAUAUACAAAUUGAACAAGCAGAGAUUGAUGAGAAGAAGAAACAAAAAAACGAAGCUGGUGGCCUGAAAGAGCUUGAUGAAGAGAUGGUUGUUUCAGAGGAGGAGGAGACCUAUAAAUAUACGUUGAAAUUUGAAAAUAAGUUAAGGGAUUUCUCCGCCAUCAAUUUAGUGAUAGCGAAAAUCAUAGCAAAAACCACAUUUGCAGCUGCUUUAACAAAGCCUGGUGGAUACAAUGAAAAAGGCUUACCAGUUCUCAGGGGAAGAAAACAAUUCGAACAGACCAGUAGUCCUCGCUGGUGCUGGAAAGCAAAACCACUACAGCUUCGGAAGAUAUCAUCUUCCUUCUAA
Ziziphus jujuba (common jujube) is the source of this 714-nucleotide messenger RNA. RefSeq names its product ankyrin repeat-containing protein At2g01680-like. The coding region runs from base 1 to 714 and encodes 237 amino acids. Lineage: Eukaryota; Viridiplantae; Streptophyta; Magnoliopsida; Rosales; Rhamnaceae. Gene Ontology annotation, molecular function: protein phosphatase regulator activity; protein phosphatase 1 binding. The record is from RefSeq and is a predicted model, not a curated record. The transcript has 3 exons. Gene Ontology annotation, cellular component: plasma membrane.